Nymphaea colorata (pocket water lily) is the source of this 2722-nucleotide messenger RNA. Its product is annotated as pentatricopeptide repeat-containing protein At5g16420, mitochondrial. The transcript has a single exon. The record is from RefSeq and is a predicted model, not a curated record. Lineage: Eukaryota; Viridiplantae; Streptophyta; Magnoliopsida; Nymphaeales; Nymphaeaceae. Bases 114 to 1718 code for a protein of 534 amino acids. Gene Ontology annotation, molecular function: protein binding.
AGCCCAGUUCCUCCAGUUGCCGCCACUUCCGACCCUCCCAUUGCCGCUCAGUCCACUCUCAAAGGACAGAAAUCCUAGAAGCCCGGGAAGAGAGGAAGGAGAGAAAGAGAGUCAUGCCCCCGCCGAAGCUCUACCGGCAGCAUCUUCACUCCUUCUCGACUAAGCGGCUCAUCCAUGCCGUCUCCGUCGACGUCCCCGACCUCCUUAGCGCCCCGAAUUUGGACGCCUUCACCGUCACUCCUCCCAUCUCCGGCUGGCCCUCCCGCCUCACCCCACGCCGCCUCGUUCGCAUGAUAACUGGCCAGCAGAACGUCGAUCUCGCCCUCCAGAUGUUCGACUACGCCGGCAAAUAUCACAAGGGCUUCUCGCACACCCCCGAGACCUACUCCGCUAUGAUCGAACGCCUCGCCCGUGCCCGCGAAUUCGAUGCUAUGGAGUCCCUCUUCCGGAAAAUGCAGCCCGACGGCGUCCGCUGCGGCGAGCUCGCCUUCAUCAUCGCUAUCCGCAACUACGGUUUUGCGAACCGGCCGCUGCCGGCCGUCCGGUGCUUCCUCCGCAUGCCGGCGUUCGGCGUUGGCCGCUCCGUCCGAUCCUUCAACACCCUCCUCAACGCCAUGGUCCAAACGAAGCGAUUCGACCUCGCUCACUUCCUCUACAAGAAUGCCUGCAAAUUGGGAAUCAUCCCUAACGUCUUCUCCUGCAACAUUCUGAUCAAGGCCCUCUGCAAGAUGAAUGAUGUAACCGCCGCGCUCAAGGUCAUGGAGGAGAUGCCGCAGCAAGGGUUCGUUCCCAAUCCAGUCACCUACACGACAGUCCUCGGGGCCCUCUGCGCCUCCGGCGAUCUAUGGAAGGCCAGGGAGAUCUUCAACGAGAUACGCAGCAAAGGAUGGGUUCUUGACGCUAUCAGCUACACCGUUUUGAUCGAUGGGUAUUGCAGGAACGGCAGAUUGAUCGAUGGCGUGAAGCUUAUGGACGAUAUGGAAGAGAAUGGUGUCCGUCCCAACGACGUUACGUACAGCGUCGUGAUCGAAGCGCUCUGCAUGGAAGAAAAAUCUGGGGAGGCUCUGAAUCUACUGAACGAUAUGCUUGAGAGGAGGUUUCUGCCUUCGUCAUCCUUGUGCUGUAAGGUUAUAGAUUUGUUGUGUCAUAAGGGGAAGGUGGACGAGGCAUCGGCAUUGUGGAAAAGACUAUUGAAGAAGAAUUGCACGCCGGACAAUGCUAUCUCCAGCACGCUCAUAUAUUGGCUGUGUAAGCAUGGGAAACACAGAGAAGCGAAAAAGCUUUUCGAUGAAUUCGAGCGAGGAUCGAUCCCGAACAUUGUCACAUAUAACGCCUUGAUUUCAGGGAUGUGUGAGAAUGGAGAAUUGCAGGAAGCAGGGAGAUUGUGGGACGAUAUGAUCGAUAAGGGGUGCCCUCCAAAUGUCCAUACAUACAACACACUGAUCGGGGGUUUCUGUAAAUCCGGCAGAGCAGAUGAAGGUAUUAAGCUGUUGGAGGAGAUGAUUGAGAAGGAAUGUGCGCCGAACAGGUUUACCUUUGCUGUGCUGCUUGAUGGUUUUCUUGGGAAGGGCAUGGAGGAGAGGAUCACAGAUGUUCUUAUGGCUACAUUGAGUAGAGGAAUUCUUCUUGAUAUUGAUUCAUGGAGGGUAUUCGUGACCAAGGUUGUUGAUGGGUCUGAGGAUUGGAGGCAUACUCUCGAUGGUAUCGUGAGGCUUUGAUUGCAAGCAUAAUAUGUUUGGAAGCUCUAUUUUACUAACUGACCUCCAUGAAAAUGGACAAACUGAGGUCUCAACCGUGAAAGAGAUCAUAACGCUCAUAUCCGAUCGCAUGGGAGAACUCAUAGAUUCUUUUGAGUGAAAUAAUUCAUCCUUCCUGGAUACUUGUGAACCAAGCAAUUGAAUUGGAUGAACUCAAGGAGCAGUUCAUCAUUCCCCGCAUGCCUCUGCCUAACUACUUUCCUUCAGUGAAGGGAAGGAUUCAAUUUUUUUUUUUUCCAGAUUAUUCGGCGGGCAGAAUCUAUACAACGGUGGUUUGAGUAAGUCUUGAAUGAGUUCAAUCCACUUUGUUCUUCGGGUUUAGACGGGUAGCUACAGUGAUUGUUCGUUGUUCCCUCACGUGCCAAUUCAUGUGGAACAGUCUGCUGUUUACAGUUGCCUGUUUUGAGAGUCUUGUGCAUUGAUCAAUAGAAGGUCUGACCAUUUUCAUGGUUAGAAAUACGAUUGGCGACUUCUUGGUACCUAAGUGAUGGCGUCUUAUUUGCAGCAUGCAGUUAUCACUUUUUUGGUAGUUCAUCAAGGUUGGACUUGGCAGCUAUUGAAUUAGCCCAAGAGGCAGUAAAAUAUGGGGGACUCGGUUGGCAUGUCUUUUUAACUUAUAAUCGGCAUGCUUCAGUUGUUGAACCGGACCAGGGUGCAGAGCGAAUCGAAAUUCCAUUGGGGUUUACUUUCGGCUUCUUACAGCUCAUGCUUCGCUAAUCCCCGACCGAUAGGCGGUGCCCUGUUGUUCUUCUGGUUAGUUAAAUCAUUUGGUUCUUCACAGACAUGGUUAUGCUUUCUUCAACAUGAAGGAAAUGAAAUAUGUUGUAACUUGCAUUCAUUGUUUAACAUCACCAUAUACUUGUAUAAAAAAGAAAAAAAAUUACCUUAAUGUUAUCAUAAAAGAUGGUUAAGAUAUUGUUUGUAAUUUAUAGGCCUUCGGAUGAAUUAAGCAGUGAUUUGGUGUA